GCUGCCUCUCCUCUCCGCCAGUGACCUCUCAGUCUCCGCAGCACCGCGCAAAGUGGACUGGGCGACGAGGCGAGCACGACACGGGGGAGAAAUGGCCGGGAUUUUCGGGAAGAUAUUCGUGGGCAUUUACGUGGAAAUAAAGCGAAGCGACGGGCGAAUACACCAGGCCAUGGUCACGUCCUUACACGAGGACAACGAGAGCGUGACGGUGGAGUGGAUCGAGAACGGGGACACCAAGGGGAAGGAGAUCGACCUGGAGAGCAUCUUCGCUUUGAAUCCGGACGUCGUUCCUGAUGAAGAAAUACCUCAGAGUCCCGAGGCUCCUCUUCCUCCGUCUAGCAUCACUAAAGCCAGCAAAGUCCCCAAGACCCGACGGAUCACAGCAAUACCUAAACCUGAAAAUGCUCCACGGGAGAACAGAGCUGCAGCGGUGGGAACGACCCGGGCCCGUCCCAGCCAGCACAGCCAGCCUGCAGAACCCCCCCCGCCCUCCAUCACCCCUCAGCCUGCAGUGAAGGAGACUCUGAUGCAGCAGCAGAACGCACGAAGGAAAUCCAACUGCGUGAAAGAAGUGGAGAAACUGCAGGAGCAACGAGAGAAGAGACGUCUGCAGCAGCAAGAGCUCAGAGAGAAGAGGGCGCAGGAAGUCGAUGUCAAUCUACCCAACUAUGAGAUCAUGUGCAUGAUCAGAGACUUCAGGGCCAGCCUGGACUACAGACCUUUAACCUCCAACGAUGCUAUUGAGGAGCACAGGAUCUGUGUGUGUGUUCGCGCUCGACCCCUAAAUAAAAAAGAGUUAUCAGUGAAGGAUCUGGAUGUGAUCACCAUUCCCAGUAAGGACGUGGUGAUGGUCCACGAGCCCAAGCAGAAAGUGGACCUGACCCGCUUCCUGGAGAACCAGACGUUCCGAUUCGACUACGCCUUCGACAAGAGUUCCACCAAUGAAAUGGUUUACAGGUUUACGGCCCAGCCUCUGGUAGAGACCAUUUUUGAGAGAGGGAUGGCCACCUGCUUUGCCUACGGACAAACAGGAAGUGGAAAAACACAUACAAUGGGAGGAGACUUUUCUGGGAAGAACCAGGACUGCUCAAAGGGCAUCUAUGCUCUGUCGGCCAGAGAUGUUUUUCUCAUGUUGAAGAAACCCGUUUAUAAGAAGUUGGAUCUGCAAGUUUUUGCCACAUUUUUUGAGAUUUACAGCGGAAAGGUGUUCGACCUGCUAAAUCGCAAAGCCAAGCUGCGGGUCCUGGAGGAUGGGAAGCAGCAGGUGCAGGUGGUCGGGCUGCAGGAGAGGGAGGUGAAAUGCACCGAGGACGUCCUCAAGCUCAUCGAAAUGGGAAACAGCUGCAGGACUUCGGGUCAGACCUCAGCGAACGCUCACUCUUCUCGGAGCCACGCCGUGUUCCAGAUCAUCCUGCGGCGGCGGGGGAAGAUGCACGGGAAGUUCUCGCUCAUUGACCUGGCGGGUAACGAGAGAGGGGCGGACACGUCCAGCGCCGACCGGCAGACCCGACUGGAAGGAGCCGAGAUCAACAAGAGCCUGCUGGCGCUGAAGGAAUGCAUCCGCGCCCUCGGCAGAAACAAACCUCACACUCCGUUCAGAGCCAGCAAACUGACCCAAGUCCUCAGAGACUCCUUCAUCGGAGAAAAUUCAAGAACAUGCAUGAUAGCAACCAUUUCCCCUGGGAUGGCCUCCUGUGAAAACACAUUAAACACUCUGAGAUAUGCCAACAGGGUGAAGGAGUUUGGCAUCAGUCCGUCGGACAUUCCCUUCUCUCAGAGCGGAGGCGGCCGCUCGGAGCUCUCACCCACUUAUGAGAUGAAGCAGCUGACGGCGGACCCUGCAGCAGCUCUGGACUGCCACCAGGAGGGGCACAUCACCCAGCUGGAAGUCCUGGAGGCCCAGUGGGGGGUCGGCAGCUCCCCGCAGAGAGACGACCUCAAGCUGCUCUGUGAACAGAACGAGGAAGAAGUUUCUCCACAGCUCUUCACCUUCCAUGAAGUUGUUUCUCAGCUGGUGGAGAUGGAGGAGCAGGUGCUGGAGGACCACCGGGCCGUGUUCCAGGAGUCGAUCCGCUGGCUGGAAGACGAGAAGGUUCUCCUAGAGAUGACGGAGGAGGUGGACUACGACGUCGAGUCUUAUGCAACCCAGCUGGAGCAAAUCCUGGACCAGAAGAUCGACAUUCUCACCGAGCUGAGGGAUAAAGUCAAGUCUUUCCGCUGUGCUCUCCAAGAAGAAGAACAAGCGAGCAAACAGAUAACCCCCAAGAGGCCUCGAGCGCUCUGAAGGCGCCAUGAUGACAUUGCUGUACACAGGAACAAACUGAGAAACCUUUUGACCCCUCUGCUGGUCAUGCAUUUAAUUCCUGCUCAUUCAUCCGUCCUGUUAAACAAAAGAGCAGACGUGCUCUUCCAUCCCCGCCGUUCAGUGUUUCAACAAGGUUUGUAUGGAAGGCCGAUUUGGAAUUAAUGCACGCGCUUUCCAGUGUCACCUGGCAUCUAAUAAACGGUUCCAUCAAAUGUGGAACCUGCUGUUUAUUUAGCGCCACUUCCUGUUUAACAUCUGGUUACGAGAAAGUAAAACAUCAAAGCGUUCAGUAUUCACCUGGUGAUGCUUGGCAACGGUGAAAUAGUAACUCCACCCUCUCGUGUCGAUAUCCAAUGAAGAUAUCUGAACCUUCAGCGACGCAAAAAGACAAUUACAAAGCCAGCCUUCUGCCACCUGAAGGCUGGUUGAGCAAAAUCAGGCAUUACUAAUCGAGCCCUGAUAUUCACUAGUUUUAAGAUAGAUAGAUAGAUAGAUAGAUAGAUAGAUAGAUAGAUAGAUAGAUAGAUAGAUAGAUAGAUAGAUAGAUAGAUAGAUAGAUAGAUAGAUAGAUAGAUAGAUAGAUAUUUUUUAAAGUUUACAGGGAGGUGUGGCUCUCUCGAAAGACAAAAAUUAUGCAAUUGUUUUGCACAUUUCUCCACAGGGUUUUAUCAUUCUUGCUGUUGCAUGUAAAGAUCAGACUUUCAAAUAAAAUCUCAAUUUGCUGCCAGGAGAAGGACCUUUUUCCUGCGCUAUGUAUGUUAAUAAUCCAAUCAAAACUUUAUUGCUUUGCCUCACACUUUGCUAUUGACUGCACAGAACAACCUAAAAUAACCCAAAGUGUUGCAAUCUAAUGCUCCAGUUAUCUUGUUAGUCUGUAAGGUAAUUACGAUGAAUUUCUGCUUACAGUUAAUUUCAUACACAUUUAAGAUUAGAACAUCAGGACAGCAAAUUUGAAAAGUACACUUAAAAGCUGCUUAAAAGGAUUUUUAAGCAGCCUCAUUGAAUCACAAUCUUAUUAACAUGACGUUAAAAGGAAACAAUUAACUUUAUGAAGAAAUUAAUAUGGCACAAAUUUUCUGUGCUGUAAAACUAUUGUAGAUCAGUGCUCGACUUUAAAGGUCUGAUUUAGCUCCAGGGGGCGGAGUUACAAAUUAAUCGCCAUUUGUUGUUUGUUUAGCGUCACUGGCUGCGAUAUACGUUUUGAACGCAAGGCGGCGCCUGGUGAACGUCGCUUAUCAUUUAUAAAGGGGCAGGUUUCCUCUUCAUCCCGCUUAUUUGACGGUCCUGUGACGCUGGGAAGCCAAUUAAUUCCAACUCUGCCCUCCAUAGGAUUUGUGCUCAUACGUCAAGAACAAUUACAUGUGAAUACGUUUUUCCUUUUGAGAAAAUUUUUUAUAUGGUCAAUCAUAGCUUAUCUUUACUACUGUUACUGUCAAACUGUUGUUUUUGGCCAAUUUUAUAAACCGCGUUUUGCCAUUUUGUGCAAUAUGUGCAGGAUUUCCUGCUCCUCCCUCAUCUCACCACUCACCACGCUGACGUGGUGCGGAAAAUGAGCCGCUGUGUUUGUGACGACACGCUGCGUCACAAGGUUUGACUGAAACUAAACUGACCUUAACUAAGCCAGAGGGGGCGCUGUGAUCACAGACGCCACCUGCAGGACAUUUCUGAAAACAAGUUUUUCUUUUGCCAAAAUAAUAAUAAUAAUAAAAAGACUUCUUGUUUAUUGUA
Messenger RNA from Poeciliopsis prolifica (blackstripe livebearer), 4033 nucleotides. Its product is annotated as kinesin-like protein KIF2A. Gene Ontology annotation, molecular function: microtubule binding; microtubule motor activity; ATP binding. The record is from RefSeq and is a predicted model, not a curated record. Lineage: Eukaryota; Metazoa; Chordata; Actinopteri; Cyprinodontiformes; Poeciliidae. Gene Ontology annotation, biological process: microtubule-based movement.